AAAUUAUUAAUAUUUCAUUAAACACCACAAAGUACUAUAAAUAGGCCUCAUAUCCCUCUUAUUCUACUCACCCCACACUCUUUGUUUUCUUCUCUCUUCUCAUUCAUAUCCUCCAAGGAAUCCCAAUGGCAAGUGUUGAGGUUGAAUCGGCUACAAACACCUUGCCAGAGAAGGUGGAAAGCACCCAAGAAGUACCAAAAGAAGUAGAGACAGUAGUUGCUACACCACCUGCACCAGAGCCAGAGGUGGAGGAGCCGACAAAAGAGCCACUAACCGUUGAUGCUCCACCACCAGUUGAAGAGCCGGUUGCAGUUGAAACUGAGACUAAAGAGGUGGAGGAGCCUAAAAAUGAGGUAGAAGAAGUUAAGGCGGAGACGACUCAAGAAGAGGUGAAGGAAACUAAGGAAGCCGAGGAAGAAACUCCGGCCACCACAGAGGUAGUGGCCGAAGAAACUCCGGCCACCACAGAGGCAGUGGCCGAAGAAACUCCAACGACAGUGACGGAGGAGGCUGAAAAACCUGUGGUGGAAGAUGAAAAGCCAGCUGAGGUUGUUGCCACCACUGAAGUUGCAAAAGAGGAAUAGAGUGUGGAGCUUUGCAUUUGGAUGUCAAGUUAUGUUACUUUCUACUUUCUAUUAUGUUCAAUAUUUGAUUUGUAUUGUGUAAUGUUCAAAAUCCAAGUGACAGGAAUAGAUUGAAUAUAUCAAAAGUGUCGGGAGCCACUUUGGAUUUUCAGUUUUAAAAUUUUAAUACCAAGUUCUAUUUUAAUA
This is a messenger RNA of Helianthus annuus (common sunflower), 770 nucleotides long. Its product is annotated as fibrous sheath CABYR-binding protein. NCBI's taxonomy places the organism in Eukaryota, Viridiplantae, Streptophyta, Magnoliopsida, Asterales, Asteraceae. The record is from RefSeq and is a predicted model, not a curated record. The transcript is spliced from 2 exons. The coding region runs from base 126 to 584 and encodes 152 amino acids.